AUGGGACGUUGGGAAGUGCUUUCCGAUUACGAGAAGGGACAGAUCGAUGCCUACAAGAUCGACAAGAAGAUCUCAUCACUACCAAAUCUCCAAUUCACACCAAAGUUUGAGCAAUACUCCGGAUAUCUCGAUGAGAAAUUAUUUUAUUGGUAUUUCACUUCACAAUCUGCAGAAGCUGACAAUAAUUUGAUCAUUUUCUUGAAAGGAGAGCUUGGUUGCUCACCGAUUGCCUCGAUUUUCAAAGAAUUCGGCCCAUAUCGAAUCGGCAAAAAUGGUGUUGAGGAGAAUGUUUAUUCGUGGACAAAACUCGGUCAUUUACUCUUUAUCGAUUUGCCAACUGGGAGCGGGUUCUCUCAAAAUAUCACCACAUUCACAAAUGCUGAGGUA
Mesorhabditis belari is the source of this 387-nucleotide messenger RNA. Lineage: Eukaryota; Metazoa; Nematoda; Chromadorea; Rhabditida; Rhabditidae. The record is from the annotation of a GenBank genome assembly.